AUGCCUAACAACAACAACAGUCGCAGCAGUACCCCCUUCUUACCUGUCAAACGUGGCCCCCGGGACCUCCUCGACACCCUCAAGUACCAAUGCGACUGCAGUCGGCGAGCGGUUUCCAUGGGCGAAUACGUGGCCAGUCCCCGCGUUGCCUCCGGUUCUGUCCAAGGGUUUGCCAAGGAAUCCGAUGCUUUACUCGAGUCAGUGCACGCAAUUGACGUCGAUGCAAAGAUGAGGAGUACGAAGAAGAAGCAGCAGCCGACAGGCCAAGCAGACCAAGAACAAGCCCGGUCUAUCCCACGUGCGACAAGCUCGCUCUGGGGGUCGACUUUUACCCUGACCAAUACAAUUCUAGGGUCGGGGACCCUUGCCGUCCCGUUUGCUAUUGCCUCAAGCGGCUGGUUAUUGGGCAAUAUCAUUAUGCUCGUGAUUGCCAUGAUUACGCGCUACUCGGUGCACCUUUUGCUUGCAGCAAGUGACCGAGCAGGUACCAAUUGUGCCAAAACGUACGAGAGUCUCGGCCACUAUACAAUGGGUGCCUUUGGAACGCGCUUGGCCGAGUUUUCCUUUAUCUUUGGCGGCUUUGGCACCCUCGUGAGCUAUUUAAUCUUCGUUACGGACUUGUGUGCGGCUGUUUUAGCAGUCACUAGCCACGACAAGUGGCUCAUUACCGUCGCACUUGUCACGACGAUCGUCUUCCCUUUGUCACUGAGUCGUCAGAUUGGGAAACUCUGGCUCGCGUCCGUGCUUGCCAUUCUGUCCAUUUGCUACGUCGUCGCGUUUGUUGUCGUGGCGUUUCUCGUGGCUUACAAUACUGAAGGACUGACGAUAGCUCCUGGUGUUGAAGCUAUUCGACUUGAGCCAGGGAGUGUCUACACCUUGACGCUCUUGAUCUCGGCAUUCGCUUGCCAUAAUACGGCAUUGCCAGUGUAUGAAGAGCUCAAGGAUCGGACGUUGCCGAGAAUUAACCGGGCUGUGGUUGGCGCUAUUACCGUCGCGUUCGUGCUGUAUGAAGCCAUUUCACUCUGUGGCUACUUACAGUUUGGAUCGGAGACAAAAGACAAUAUUUUGCUCAAUUUCUCGCCCGAGUAUCUCUCGCACCACAAAGCGGCGAAAGUGCCGCUACUGAUCGGUCAAUUGUGCAUGGCGUUGGCAUUGAUUUUAACUGCGCCAAUUGCCAUGUGGCCCUUCCGUUCAUGUGUUUUGAGCGUAUACUUGCGUGUGAAAAAUGGUGUACAGACCCCCAGCCACGAGGCAACGUACAAAGAGUACGUGGGAGUCACAGUGCUAAGUUUAACGGUGAUCAUGAUUUGCAGUAUCUUUGUGCCUUCUGUCAAGAUUCCGUUGAGCAUCGUUGGCUCUGUCUCAGGGUCUUUGCUGAUUUUCAUCAUGCCUGCAUUAUUUUUCUUGCUGCAGGCGACGGAUCCAAUGUGGAGUCGGAACCACGUGGGACCACUCGUGAUGCUUGGCGCAGGAUUCGUCGUUGGCACCGUUGGUCUCUCCUUGACGCUAUAUAAGUUGUAUCAUGAAUAUUAUUAA
This is a messenger RNA of Peronospora matthiolae, 1536 nucleotides long. Lineage: Eukaryota; Oomycota; Peronosporomycetes; Peronosporales; Peronosporaceae. The record is from the annotation of a GenBank genome assembly.